This is a messenger RNA of Sus scrofa (pig), 14466 nucleotides long. NCBI's taxonomy places the organism in Eukaryota, Metazoa, Chordata, Mammalia, Artiodactyla, Suidae. The record is from RefSeq and is a predicted model, not a curated record.
CCGGAUCCUUAACCCACUGAGCGAGGCCAGGGAUCAAACCCACAACCUCAGGUUCCUAGUCGGUUUUGUUUCUGCUGUGCCACAAUGGGAACUCCAGGGAUUUGGGGAUUUUGAAAGUCUAUCCUGAGUGAAAAGAAAAAAAAAUAAAAAGCGCUGAUACAGGAAUAUCCUGAGGAAUGAAAGCAGGCCUAGUAGCUCCACUCUUGGAGCUUUCUUUCAGUCCAUUUGGCAGAUAGUAAUCACUGAUAACUCACACAUAGCUGUAGAUCAAAGAAUGUACAGUUCCAUAAGAAAGACGUAAGAAUGUCUCUCCCUUUGAUUUGGAGAGGGAACCUAAUUGUAUGCCUUUUGACCUCAGAUCUAGUAUCUCAUAAUUUUCUGGCAGUCUCUGUCAUCACAAUUUAGCGGUAAAUUGAGUUGAUCUCCACAGUGACUCAAAUCUAAAUGUGACUAGACAUGGGGACGUUAUCAGUCAGAAGAACCCAGGUUGCAAGAACACUUGGCAGGAUUUACACGGGAAUGGUCAGAUAAUCUUAACUUCGUUUUGUGAAGAAGACUUAGGGGUGUGUGUGUGAGUUUCAGAAUCAAAGAGACCUGAUAAACCCCUUCUCAUUUAAUACCUUCUUUGUAUUUGAAAAAGUAGGAACCAUCAAGAUAACUUAGGUCAUUUAUAUAAAUAUAAAAAUAUUUCAGCAGUUUAAGAAAUUGAGAUCUGCUAGUUCAAAAUUUAUUGAAUACAAAAAUUAGAUAAGCAUUCUUGCUAAUAAAUAAAAAAUCCAAAUAUGCAAGAAUUGCAAGAUGUACACCUAAUGUACACCUUGCAUUUUAGCUUCUCUUAGAUCUGUCAUGAAUUCCAGUAAUAAGGACCCCAACAGUGGGUGAUUCCCAGGUUUCAGGCUGUAGGUGGAAUUUCUCUUAAAUGGAUUGAUUAUCAUUGAUAAGGUUUUUGCUUGAUGUCUUACCAGCUACAAAAGGUAGUAUGGGGGUAAGUUGAAUCAAAACAACCUAACAAACAUUUGUUAAACACUGGCUCAAAUUUCCCCACUUCUGUUUGAUGACAAACCCCACUUCACCACCUACCUAAUCUCACCUUAAGCAACAAGCUUUCACUCGAGAAUAGCCUAUUAAGUCCAGUCAGCACCUUUUGAAUUUAAUUGGUGAAAAACAGUUCAGAAUUUUGCAUCUUUAAAAACCCAUGGAAAAUUACAAGAAAUAUUCUGUAAAUAAUCACAAAUCCAAAGUCAAUUAAAUUUGACAAGGAGCUGGAUUAAAAUGUUAGAAUGUCAGUAAACCCAUCCUGUUAUUCAUAAUAUGAUGAGUUAUUCAUUUGAUACCCCUAGAUUCUUGUUGAUUCAUUGGAAUGAUUUUGGUAAAAUAACUGUCACACAUUUAUCAAUGAGUAAUGAUUGGACUAUCUCACCACAAAGUUUGUGGUCUAAUCAUUGUUUUCAUCGUGAUGAAUAAGCAGUGAUAACUAGAGAGCAUAAAAAUGUAAUGUGCAUCGUUUGGCAAUGUAGUUGGCAUGUUACUGAGGAGCCCAGAGUCCAGUGAUUCCCCAUAUCAUGGCUCGUCAUAGACCAGUGGUGCCAGAAUCACCAGGGUUCUUUCUGAACAUAAACAUUUCUUAGUUCUAUGCCAAUAACUUCUUUUUCAGUUUAUUUACGGUUAAACCCUGGGGGUCUCUGUUUCUAAAAACUCUUGAAGUAUCCUGAUGGGCAGCAAGGUUCAGGAUCUGCUGGAUUUGACUGGGUCCUCUUGUAUUUUAUUGAGAACAGCAUGAAACAUCCAGAAGAAGUGUGACUAUAGUGUGUACAACUCGGAGCCUCAAGCUCAGACAUGGACUGAGAUUCUGGAUAUAUUUUUUCUCAUUUUACAAUUAAAGUGAUAUUAUUUAUUUUGAAAAAUAGCUCAUUAUCAAGUUACUGAUUUGCUGAUGUGUGCUCUUUGUUCUUGUCCUUUAUGAAAUUAAUUGUAAUGUUUUAUAUUUUGUUGAAGUCUCAGUGAAGAGAUCAAAUAACAGAAACCCAUGACUGUAGAACUAUUUUCUCCUAAUGAAAGUCUGUUACUCUUUGAAAAAUGUACCUGUUAAGAUUUAUAGAUUAUCAGCUCAAAGAAUCUCAGAUUAAUGAGGUAUAAUCCCUUUGGAGAGAAACAGGAAAAGAAUUAAUGCUUGUGUUAUUCCUUAGCUAUAGUUUUGAUAUUUAAUAAGAUUUCAUUAACUAAUAACAUGUCAUUAAUAAUUUUAUACACAUUAUUGUCAUUAUAAAUACUGUAUUAUAUACCAUAUACUUCAGAUUGGAAUUAUAGUACCUUUAGUUUGAAUUCAUGGAAAUAGAUUUUAAAUUAACAUUACCUCAUAUGCAUUUCUCAGAACAGGUACAGAAUAUUAGAAAGGGUAUUAAUAUGUAUGGGUGUGUAUAUCUACUGCUGCUGAACAAAAACUACAAACAUACUGGCUUGAAACAACAAUUUAUCACUAUUUUUCGUUAUCUGGGAGGUGACUGGAUGAUUCUCCCUUGUAGUCUCUCAUGGAGUUACAGUCGGAAAGCAGUUGGGGCUGGAGUCUGUGAAGUCUCACCUAGGCUGAAGAUCAGAGAUGCUUUUUCCUCCCCUGUCUAGCAGCUCAGUGCUGCUCUGCAUCCUCCCUCUCAGCACUGCCAGAACGUCUUGCAUGAAGUCUGAGUUCAGGGCCACAAGAAGCAGCAGGCCGAACUUGUCAGGUCCCUUAAGGGCUAUGCUUGGGGCUGGCACACUCUCACUGCCACGGUGCUGUGGGUCAGAGAAUUCACAGGCCCUUUCCAGAUUCAAGGGGGCAGAGAAACGAAACCCCAUUCACCUUUUGAUGCUGGGAGGUGAGAUGACAUUGCAGAAGAGCAUUCAGGAACAGGAUACACCCUAUAAUAUGUGAAGCGUUUACUUGAUCAGAGGGUUAUCGUCCCCACCCCCUUUCCCCAGUGUGGAGUUUCAUGUGUGUACAUAUUAAACUGUCCACUCUUCCAUCUAUAAUUUUUGAGAUACUGACUAAUCUUAUUGAGCAACUUACUGUUUAAUUAUUUUAAAGUUCAAUACUAAUUUUAGUUACAUAGUAUUAUUUAUAUUAUUAUAGUAAUGAUAAAAACAGGUGUUUGGGUUCUUUAAAAUAAAAUUGGCUCUACGGGAAUUAUUUCUUAUAAUUUUUGUCUUCAGCAUGUUCAUCCAGACCUCAGGGUGGUCAUAUAGAAAAGGGCAUGCGGAAUAAGAGGAUUAAAUUAAAUCAUCAGGUUAUUUUUAUUUUAAAAAUAGUUUCAAGUCCAUGAUUCUCUUCUCUGUGGAAAGAUUCAUUUGUGCCACAUGUUAGAUUCCAGAUGGAAAAAAGAAUAUACACAGGUAUGUGUAACUGGGUCACCAUGCCAUACAGUAGAAAAUUGACGGAACACUGCAAAUCAGCUAUAAUGGAAAAAAAUAAAAAUCACUAUAUAAUUUAAAAAAAUGGUUUCAGAGUAUGAUCUUAUUCUUCCUGAGGAAGGUUUUGGGGAGAUAAAACUGAGACGAAUUAAGGAUGUGGCAAAAAAUACAUGAGUACACUUAUUUGCAAAGUUAUUUAUGUAUAUGAUUAAGAAAAUUAUUUGUAAACUAAGAAUUUCAUAAAGUAAAAAUUUAUGUUUAGAAGUAAAUUUUUACAAUACCAAAAUAAGUAACUAUAAAAACAUAACCUUCCAAAAAUCAAUUACUUUUUUUUGACAGUAUCUUCCUCUGAAUAUUAUCAUAUUAUAAUGUAAUGAAGUUUACUAAAUUUAGCAAUGCAGCGCCUGCUAUUUAUAUUUUAGGAAUUUAAUUUUGGAUAUGGAUAAAUCCAGCAUUUUGUUUGUCGUUCAUCUCUUCAUUCAGUUAUCCCCACAAGCUUUUGUUGACCAUCUGCUAAAUGCUAAAUCUUGUUGUUUUGGCCUUGAUAUGUUGACAUCAAAUUCUGAGUGUAUAUUUCUAGUUUGGUCAUAUUCUACUCACUGUAAUCUGUGCUCACCCUAAUCAUGCAAACUAAUUUCCUUCACCGUGUUCUUUGUCCUUCUUCUUGCCAAGUUCAGUGAAGAUUUUUCACUGAUUUCAAUGCAUCAUUUAUCUCUGUGGAUAAGUCCUGCUUUCUUGAAUUCUCUCAUUGGUGUUCUGAGACAUCUCAAUUUUCUGGCGCUAUCCAUUUCCUUCUCAAACUUUUUCCUAGCUCAGGCUCUUCCUUUCUUUAGCCAUUACGUGUUGAUUUUAUUCAGAGCUCACUUUUUGUCCACUGAUCUUUUCAUUUACAUGUUCUUUCUUCAUGUUUUUACCCACACAUUUUCCUUCACUCCCUCUUAUGUACUAGUGGCAUAGCAAAGUCAUCUGUAUUUCUGACUUACAGUUGUACUAAAAAAAAUCUGAUGUGCAUAUCAAGAUUAGCUCAACUCAAAUGCCGAGUUAAAAACCACCGUUCAAUAGUACUCUUCCUCUGCUCUGAGGAGCGACCUCACCCAGCAUCCUCAGAGUCCGCUGACACCAGGUUCUGAACAGGAAGCUUGUUUCUGUCCAAAUCCUCUUAAACGCCUUUACUUCUAUCUGCUUUACUUAGAUCCUCAGAGUAUAUCACUUUAAUCCCCUACUUUCUGGUGGAUUGUACCCCAUCCCUUGGCACAUACCCCAUCAAAAAUAUCCCAUUACUCCUUUUCCAAACGAACUACUUCCAUGAUUUUACAAAUGAUCUUCCCUGGGUCUGAAAUGCCUUAACAUCCAAAAUGCCUAGCAAAUUGUUAUCCACCCCUGAAGAGUUAGCUCAGAGCAGGAGUUUCCUGUGUGUGAAUCUUCCCUUAGGCCAUGAGCUGUAAUCUCUGGAUUUCCCUGCGUCUUAACCACCCCAUACAUCUCUAUUACAGCACUUUGUGCAUUGUAGGUAAGCUAUUUCACUUGUCUAUCUUCCUGCAUUUUGAAAGGGCAAAAAAUUGUCACUUAGUCUUUAUCUCCUGGGUCUAGUGCUAAUUAAUUGGCCUAGUUACUUGAGAUGAAAGAUUAGAAAUGUUUUUUUAUAAGUAUUUGUUUUACCAAGAAGUUCACAAACUUGUCUCAGGAAGAAAACUGUCUUUGCUUCAGAAUGUAUCUUAAUGGCUCAGAUUUUUAUUAAGAUAAAAUGGUCAGAGGCUGCUUUGGGAUAGAUAGAAACAAGUAAAUUGCUUUUUAUAAUUAGUUAUUUGAGAUCUGUGGGUGUGGAGAACAGGAAAAUGGUCGACUGGACAGCAACAAAUUCACAGUGAUGUGGGGGAGUAGUGACUAAAUAACAUUUCAGAAUAAAACUGCCUAUAUUCGGGUUACUAUUAUUUAUUCUGCUGUUACUAUGCAUUGCAGUUAUUUAUUCUGAGAUUUCUCUUGUUUAUUAUCUAUUAAACAUGCAAAUGCAUAAUGCAAAUGAUGUGUUGAGACUACUUAGGAAAAGGGCCAUAUUCAAGAAUUCAAUGAGACUACUAAAAGUUUGAAGUGAAGAGGUUAUUGUGAGAAGGAACAAUCCUGUGUUUUUAGAAACAUCAAGGGGAACACGCUGAACUUCCCACAGAGCAUGGUAUGGUGAGAAUCGUCAAUAUUAUUGAAAUCUCAGAACGAAAAAGACCUCCCUUGACAUCUGGGUCAUGUUUUUAUAGAAGGUAACACGCCUGUCAAUUUCUCUAGUGUGUAGUGUCUAUCAUUAAAUAUCUUAAAAGUAGAUUUUUUUUCUUAGAAAACAUAAAUUCUUCACUUGUCAAUUCAAAUGCUACCUCCGAUUAUGAAUGGUAGUGACUGGAAUCUUUCCAAUAAAGCUUACUCAGCACAUCACUAAAGGACAGAAGGUUCUAGGAAGAUGGAGGCAAAGCUAGAACUGGUAAAUGAAAGCAGUAAUAAAUGUAUGUGGCAAUGUUCUUUCCAGAGAGGCAUGUGUUUUGAAAGGAUGCAUUUGGGUUGGGACAGAUGGAAGAGUAUGAUUCACUACUUAAUGUGGAGGCAAGCUAUGGUCCACAGACAUUGAUUUCUGCUCUUUAUUUAUCUUGUGGGAAACUAAGCUUCCUUAUACUUUUGCUAAUAAAAAGCUUACCAACUAAAGCUUAGGAAUGACAAGUAUUUUCUUUGCAAAUGUAAUAUUAUAGCUCUAUAAUAAACACAUGCAAGUCUUUUUGUGUAAAAAUCAUAGUUAUCUAUUUUAACAUUAGUUUAAUGACUGCCCUUAUAAUUCCUAACUGAGGCUACAGGAGUCAUUAAUUAAUACUGUCAUUGUUUAAAGGAAAAUAAAUACUCUAAUUCUCAUUUUUUUAAUUUUUUAGUCCUUAGCCAGAAAAACAGAAUUGGCUGUUCUGUUUAUUUCCUUGUUAGAUUUUCCCUAGGUACUUGUUACUGUUCCUAAAAUUAGAGAUCUGUUAUUAUUCCUGUUUUCCUUAUUAAAAUAUUAGUCACAUAGAAUUUUAAUAGUUUGUAAAAGAACAUUAUAACAAGCCAUGGUGGAAUAUAGCUCAAAUGUGUAAUUCUCUCUGAUCUUUCCCUAAUUUUGUUACCUCUUCAAUUAAAUAUAUAGCUGAUCCAUUUACAAGUUAAUCAAUAAGUUAACAGUUACCAAAAAGUGAAGAGUAUAAAAUUUUGCUUUAGGCUGAGGCUCAGAAAUAGACUUUUGGCGCCUGGAUUUGAUACAUUCAAAACAUAUGAUCGAUCAGUAUAUUUUUGGUAAAAAAACAAAAUGCAAUUGAAACUUAUUCAAUAUGUUAGGUUUAUAGUUAAUUUAAAGUGAACAUAAUUCCAUAAAGUGAGCACAAUCCCCAUAAAAGAUAAAUGCACUUUGUCAUGGACAAAUAAUUUUAUUGCCAACACCAAAAUCUAGGUACUGGAAGAUAUUUUUUUCUUUUCCCUUCCAGCACACCCACCCCCAGCAUCUGCCACACUUCUCACUGCCAGGCUUAGGGCAUGAUUAGGAACCAAGGAGUCACAACCUGCUAACUCUUUCCAUCAUGCAGAAGAAAACAAUCACAGGAGCAGAAUCUCCUGGACCAGUGUUGUUCAAACUUUCUAGACCCUACAACCCUGACGUGUAUAAAUCCAGUGCUUUCCAAUGUGAUGCUCUAUUUUACUUUCUAAGGUGAAAUUCCUACAAAAUAUAAUUCAUGUAAAUAUUUUUAAUGUCAAUAUAAAUUCUAACUGAAAUAUGGAAGAAAUAUAAAAGAAAGUAAUGCAUCAUAAAUGGCCUGUACUUAAAUAUGUAAAUGUCUGAACAUGUCUGGAUAUGACAACUGUGUUAGAUGCCUUUCCUUAUAUACAGGAUUUCUGUGAGUGUGACUAAUGAGGUAAGUUAUACUGAGUCAUUGGUAGUUAGACUUUUCAAUGUUUUCAAAUAAAAUAGGGUCUAGUCAGCAUUCCCUUUGCUACUGGGUGUCAUUCCUUCUAGGUCCUCUCAACUGAAAGAGCAAUUACAUAUGUGCAUAUGAAUCUAUCUAUCCACAAAGAUAUAUAUCAAGAUACCUAUUUAGACCAAAGAUGAUGGGUAGAUGGGUAGAUACAUCUGUAGUAGUUUCCUAUGGCUCCAUAAAAAAUUACCACAGACUGAAGGGCACUAAAAAACAGAAAUGUAUUCUCUCAAAUUCUGGAAGCUAGAAGCCCGAAAUGGAAACACAAUCCAAAAUUGAGGGAGAGCCUCACUUUGUUCCAUGGUUCUAGAUAAUUCCCUUCUUGCCUCUUCAAGCUUUUGGUUGGUCUAGGCAUUCAUUGGUCACCCAUUGGUUUGGGUCAUAUCACUCCAAUCUCUGUUUCUGUAUUUUCAUUGCCUCCUCUUGUCUCAAACCUUCCUCUGCUGUCUCUUACAUGUCUAAUACGUGUGAUUGUGGUUAGGGCCACAGGAUGAGCUAGAAUAAGCACCUCUCAAGCUCCUCUUAAUCACUUCUUUUGCAAAAUAAGGUAAUAUUCACAGGCUCUAGGAAAUAGGACAGACACAUCUUUUUAAAGCUCGUGAAUUAUCCCACUACAAUAUUGAUCUAUAUCUCUCUUAUGCUAAGCAUGAAUUCAUACUGGUGUCUCCAACCCUGAUGCAAAUUAUUCUGGUCUUAUUUCUUGCUUCUCUAUAGCCUCUCACUCCAAGAGAGAGACCUGGUUGUCACCAUCAGCCAUUCAUUUACUUAAUUGUUCAGUACCAUUAUAUAUGUAUAGCAGUUUCAAAAUUAUAAGUUGUAGCCUGGAGCAAGUCAACUCAAGAAAAGGUGUCUUUAUCCCAGAGGUCCAAUCACAUAUAUCCUGAAUAUUCAAGACAGUAUUAGUCUUUUUUUUUUUUUACUGAUCAUUUUAAAGACAUAGUCAAUCUGAUUAAUACUGAAAAUGGGAACUUUUUGUUCAGCAAUAACAAUUUUUUCAAAAGUCCUUUUUUUUUUUUUUAACUCCCUGUGAAAGAAAAUCAAGCCUUUUUCAGAUUGUCACAGAUACUGUCAAGAUCACAUGGGGAGCCACAAAACCAAAUUUAUUGUGUUGUGUAUUUCUUCUUGGAGUUUAUGAUUUUUCCUUUGGCACUGGAGUCCCUGCCACAAAAGACAACUCCUUUCAAGGGAAGUUCUUAUAGAAAUGUUAAUUUUUACAUAAAAUUAUGUUGCAUUAGUGUGGACAGCUGUUGAGGAGGGGCUCAGGGACAGGACUGUCAGAUUUGACGGUGCCAUGGACAAUUUCCUACAGCUGAAUUCAUUUGAAUAGUACUCAUUAAAAAAAAUGCUUGCCAAUGAACUGAUUGUAAUGCAAGAAGAAAAAAAAAGUGGAAAUGACCUGAUUUCUCUGUAACAGAAUGUAGAAACUGUUUUGUUCUUAUAAUAGAAGACUACUUAACAAUGAAAACAAAUGAACUACAACUAUAUGUAUCUAGACUGAUACAUUUCAAAAACUUAAUGUUAGGUAAAAAAGUUACUUAUGCACAUUUUAAACCCAGAAUGAUACUAUAUGUUGUUUUUGAAUCCCUACAUAUGUGUAUGAUGUGCAAGAAUCCUUAUGAGAAUAACAUACUCCAACGUCAGGAUACUGUGUAUCCUUGGAGAAGGAGAUGAAGGAGGACUAGUGAGGAGGUACAGGCUUUAAUUGUAUCUGUGACAUGUAAAUUUUUAUUUCCAAAAGGGAGAUCUAAAAUUGAUAUGGAAAUAUGAGACAUCUCGAAAACCUUGAUUGGUUCAGGCCAUCUGUCCUAUUAUUUCUCUACUUUUCUGUGUGUUAUUCUCAUUGAAAUGCACCAAAAUAUCUUAGAAUUCUAAAAUGCUAUAUUUUUUUAAUACAAGUAUUUGUUGGAGUAUAAAAUUUUUGUUUUGAAUACUCUGUUUUGAACAAUAAUAACACAAAGGAAUGCAGAGAUAUAUGCAUUAUGACCUUAAAAAUAUUUUUAAAGCCCCAAUUAAAGAGCUCUCCUUAUUUAAUAGUAUGGUUGAUAAAAAUCCCCAUUUCAAAGUUUCUUUCUUUAACAAGAAAUAAUUUCUUCCAUCUGUUUUAAUAGCAACUUAAUCUUCACUUAGUUCUUAUUUGACAAAGCAUUGUUUCAUACCCAUCUCACCCUUCAAGGUGAGUUUGCAGGGAAGGUUUUCUAGUUGUAUACAUAUUUAUUGCUGAACGUGGAGAGGUCACUUUCCCCAAAUUGGUUAUUGAGCUAAUAUCAAACAGUUCUUUCCAUUUCUAAUUGCUAACUCUCAUAAUAAAUCUCUCUUCCUUCUUUAAAUAUUAAAAAGAACGUCAAAGUAUCUGUCAGGUGUUUGUGUUUUAUUCUCAUGCUGUUUGUCAUAUUGUUUCGUUAUGUGUUUUGGGAAGGCAGGAGAAGUAGUUGAUGAGGAAUAUAGAAUCUGCUUAAGGCUGGGAAUUUACGCAAACUUCUACUAGCUUGCCCUUCCUCUCUCUCCACUCUCCCCCUGACUGUGGGAACUCUUUUGGGUAAGCAAGCUUCUCUUUUCGAAUGCUAAUUAUCCCUGGCUGAGUAAAACUCUGGUUAAGUUUUAGCGGCUUACAACAGAUUUCAUAAAAGACAUUGAAGUUGGUGAAAUCAACUUGGGAAAAUAAAACUUGCUCCAAGCAAUCAAACCGAAAAGAAAUGGAACUUGAGAAAAAAGGAAUAUGAAAGCAAGUAAAAGCAUUCAUCUAAGAGCAGCAUCUUGGAGCAUUAGAGUGAAUUUGCUGCACUGACGAAAGAGUUAAAUGCCUGCAGGGAACAACUUCUAGAAAAGGAAGAAGAAAUUUCUGAACUUAAAGCUGAAAGAAACAAUACAAGACUGUUACUGGAGCAUUUGGAGUGCCUUGUGUCACGCCAUGAAAGGUCACUAAGAAUGACGGUGGUGAAACGACAAGCCCAGUCCCCCUCGGGAGUGUCCAGCGAAGUUGAGGUUCUCAAGGCACUGAAAUCUUUAUUUGAGCACCACAAGGCCUUGGAUGAAAAGGUAAGGGAGCGACUGAGGGUUUCUUUAGAAAGAGUCUCUGCCCUGGAAGAAGAACUAGCUGCUGCUAAUCAGGAGAUUGUUGCCUUGCGUGAACAAAAUGUUCAUAUACAAAGAAAAAUGGCAUCAAGUGAGGGAUCCACAGAGUCGGAACAUCUUGAAGGGAUGGAGCCUGGCCAGAAAGUCCAUGAAAAGCGUUUGUCCAAUGGUUCUAUAGACUCAACUGAUGACACAAGUCAAAUAGUUGAACUACAAGAACUGCUUGAAAAACAAAACUAUGAAAUGGCCCAAAUGAAAGAACGUUUAGCAGCUCUUUCUUCCCGGGUGGGAGAGGUGGAACAGGAAGCAGAGACAGCAAGAAAGGAUCUCAUUAAAACAGAAGAAAUGAACACCAAAUAUCAAAGGGACAUUAGGGAGGCCAUGGCACAGAAGGAAGAUAUGGAAGAAAGAAUUACGACCCUUGAGAAGCGUUACCUCAGUGCUCAGAGAGAAUCUACCUCCAUACAUGACAUGAAUGACAAACUAGAAAAUGAGUUGGCAAAUAAAGAGGCCAUCCUACGGCAGAUGGAAGAGAAGAACAGACAGUUACAAGAGCGUCUUGAGCUGGCUGAACAAAAGUUGCAGCAGACCAUGAGAAAAGCUGAGACUUUACCUGAAGUAGAGGCUGAACUGGCUCAGAGAAUUGCAGCCCUGACAAAGUCUGAUCCAACCUCUUCUACCUCAUCUGAUGAUUAUCAAUAUGUUAUGGAAGCUAAACUACAAGAAAUGAUCUCCAUACGUAGGAAGGCUGAAGAAAGGCAUGGAAACAUUGAAGAGCGUAUGAGACAUCUAGAAGGUCAACUUGAAGAGAAAAAUCAAGAACUUCAGAGAGCUAGGCAAAGAGAGAAAAUGAAUGAGGAGCACAACAAAAGAUUAUCUGAUACUGUGGACAGACUUCUGACUGAGUCCAACGAACGCUUACAGCUACACCUGAAGGAACGAAUGGCUGCUCUAGAAGAGAAGAAUGUUCUAAUUCAAGAAUCAGAAACAUUCAGAAAGAAUCUGGAAGAAUCUUUACAUGAUAAGGAAAGAUUAGCAGAUGAAAUUGAAAAACUGAGAUCUGAACUUGACCAGCUGAAAAUGAGAACUGGCUCUUUAAUCGAACCCACAAUAUCAAGAACUCAUCUAGACACCUCCACUGAGCUUCGGUAUUCUGUUGGGUCCCUAGUGGACAGCCAGUCUGAUUACAGAACAACGAAAGUGAUAAGAAGACCAAGGAGAGGCCGCAUGGGAGUGAGGAGAGACGAGCCAAAGGUGAAAUCUCUUGGGGAUCAUGAGUGGAACAGAACUCAACAAAUUGGAGUGCUAAGCAGCCAUCCUUUUGAAAGUGACACAGAAAUGUCUGACAUUGAUGAUGACGACAGAGAAACGAUUUUUAGCUCAAUGGAUCUUCUUUCUCCAAGUGGUCAUUCUGAUGCCCAGACUCUAGCCAUGAUGCUUCAGGAGCAGUUGGAUGCCAUCAACAAAGAAAUCAGGCUAAUUCAGGAGGAAAAGGAAUCUACAGAGUUACGUGCUGAAGAAAUUGAGAACAGAGUGGCCAGCGUGAGUCUGGAAGGCCUGAAUUUGGCGAGGGUCCACCCGGGUACCUCCAUCACUGCUUCAGUUACAGCGUCUUCACUGGCCAGUUCAUCUCCCCCCAGUGGACACUCAACGCCAAAGCUCACCCCUCGAAGUCCUGCCAGGGAAAUGGAUCGGAUGGGAGUCAUGACACUGCCGAGUGAUCUAAGGAAACAUCGGAGAAAGAUUGCAGUGGUAGAAGAAGACGGUCGGGAGGAUAAGGCAACAAUUAAAUGUGAAACUUCUCCUCCCCCUACCCCUAGAGCCAUCAGGAUGACUCACACCCUCCCUUCUUCGUACCACAAUGAUGCCCGGAGCAGUUUAUCUGCCUCCCUAGAGCCCGAAAGCCUUGGGCUUGGCAGUGCCAACAGCAGCCAAGAUUCCCUUCACAAAGCCCCCAAGAAGAAAGGAAUCAAGUCUUCAAUAGGACGUUUGUUUGGUAAAAAAGAAAAAGCUCGACUCGGGCAGCUCCGAGGCUUUAUGGAGACGGAAGCUGCAGCUCAGGAGUCCUUGGGGUUAGGCAAACUUGGAACUCAAGCUGAGAAGGAUAGAAGACUGAAGAAAAAGCAUGAACUUCUAGAAGAAGCUCGGAGAAAGGGAUUACCUUUCGCCCAGUGGGAUGGGCCCACUGUGGUCGCAUGGCUAGAGCUCUGGCUGGGGAUGCCUGCUUGGUACGUGGCAGCCUGCCGCGCCAACGUGAAGAGCGGUGCCAUUAUGUCUGCUUUGUCAGAUACUGAGAUCCAGAGAGAGAUCGGCAUCAGCAAUCCGCUGCAUCGCUUAAAGCUCCGGCUCGCCAUCCAGGAGAUGGUCUCCCUCACCAGCCCUUCCGCGCCUCCCACCUCCCGAACGCCUUCCGGCAACGUUUGGGUGACCCAUGAAGAAAUGGAGAAUCUUGCAGCUCCAGCAAAAACGAAAGAAUCUGAGGAAGGAAGCUGGGCCCAGUGUCCUGUCUUUCUGCAGACCCUGGCGUAUGGAGAUAUGAACCACGAGUGGAUUGGAAACGAAUGGCUUCCCAGCCUGGGGUUACCGCAGUACAGGAGUUACUUUAUGGAAUGCCUGGUAGAUGCAAGAAUGUUAGAUCACCUCACAAAAAAAGAUCUCCGCGUCCAUUUAAAAAUGGUGGAUAGUUUCCAUCGAACAAGUUUACAGUAUGGAAUUAUGUGCUUAAAAAGGCUGAAUUAUGACAGAAAAGAACUAGAAAGAAGACGAGAAGCAAGCCAACAUGAAAUAAAAGAUGUGCUGGUGUGGAGCAACGAUCGAGUCAUCCGCUGGACACAAGCAAUUGGACUUCGAGAGUACGCAAACAACAUUCUCGAAAGUGGUGUGCAUGGUUCUCUCAUAGCCCUGGAUGAAAACUUCGACUACAGCAGCCUAGCUUUAUUGCUACAGAUUCCAACGCAGAAUACCCAGGCAAGGCAGAUUCUUGAAAGGGAAUACAAUAACCUCCUGGCUCUGGGGACUGAACGGAGACUGGAUGAAAGUGAUGACAAGAAUUUCAGGCGUGGGUCAACCUGGAGAAGGCAGUUUCCUCCGCGAGAAGUACACGGAAUCAGCAUGAUGCCUGGGUCCUCAGAAACAUUACCGGCUGGAUUUAGGUUAACCACAACAUCUGGGCAGUCGAGGAAAAUGACAACGGAUGUUGCUUCAUCAAGACUGCAGAGGUUAGACAGCUCCUCUGUUCGCACAUACUCAUGUUGACAAGCCACUCAAAGGAGGCAGCACUGACUUGCUAUGUCGUCUUUUCAGUCUACUCUACCUAAAGUGCACUACCAUCCAAGAAGACAAGCAGCGAAAACCUUUGUCAAGACUCAAGUCUACAGAAAUAACCACAACUAACGGUUUAGUAAGCCGACAAUGUGAUUUGGGGUGGGGGGGGAAUGGAUAUUAAGUUUGAUGAGUUUACUACAAUUGUAAGAAAAUGCUUCAGUCAUUUGAAUAAUAAGCAUCAUCCACAUCAUAAAUUCUGUACAACAGAUGCUUUUAUGAAAUGGAGCCACUUGUUUUUUCAUGUUUUACUGUAAUAUACUAGGCAUUUAUGUAUUACUGUGUAUGUAUUUCUUUUUAAAUGUGUAAGUCUUAUGUAAAUGGAUAUAAAUAUGAUUUUUUAAAAAAAUAAAAUAUAUGGUUCAUGGAGUCCUGAGUGCAAACACUUGACAAUUCCAAGUACUGUUUGUAUUUUACCAUGCCACCAUUUUUACAGUUUUUGAAUUGUAACAGUCAAAUGGAUAUGUUUCCUGGAAGCAUGCUUCAUGCUUCCAUGUGUUUCUCCUUCAAGUCUGUCGAUCCUUAAAGCUGAAAACCUGCCUCUGAUCAUGUAAAAAGGGAUGAUUUAACCUGGAACUGGAGCCAAAAACAGACCUGUAAAGGCAAUCAGGGAUGUCCUCUAUCUUUAGAAAUAGCACUGUGAUGGCUCGAUCUCCUUUUCAAGACAAAACAAAGCCAAACUGUUUACAAGAGUCAAAAGCAAUUCUUUAAAAAAAAA